This is a messenger RNA of Saxophila tyrrhenica, 1488 nucleotides long. RefSeq lists its product as uncharacterized. Gene Ontology annotation, molecular function: transmembrane transporter activity. NCBI's taxonomy places the organism in Eukaryota, Fungi, Ascomycota, Dothideomycetes, Mycosphaerellales, Extremaceae. The transcript has 6 exons. Gene Ontology annotation, biological process: transmembrane transport. Gene Ontology annotation, cellular component: membrane. The record is from RefSeq and is a predicted model, not a curated record. Bases 1 to 1488 code for a protein of 495 amino acids.
AUGACGGACAAAGGAGAACUCACCCAUCGCGAUGACCACUACGGCACAGACUCUCCCACCUACCUGGAGAAAGCAGAUUCCCGAGAUGGCCAACGCAAUCCCGCACUCGACUACUUCUCGCCCGCCGACCAUAAGCGGAUCAAACGCAAGAUCGACUUGCGCCUCGUCCUGACUCUCGGCCUCAUGUACUGCGUCAGCUUGAUGGACCGUACAAACAUGCCCAACGCAGCGAUUGCGGGCAUGACUGUCGAGCUCGAGAUGGUAGAACCGAACGGCAUUCGUUAUUCCAUCGCCAACCUUGUCUUCUUCGCGACGUACACACUCUUCCAACCGGUGGCGACGGUUUGUACCCGUAAGGUCGGUCCGAAGAUCUUCCUCGCUGGGAUUUGCGCAGCGUGGGGAGCCGUCGUGAUGGGCAUGGGCUUUGUCCAGGACUGGACUGCGCUCACCGGCUUGAGAGUGGUCCUGGGUCUCUUCGAGGCGGGGUUCUUUCCAGGCUGCGUGUACCUGAUCAGCACUUGGUAUGUUCGCUACGACACCGGAAAACGCUAUGGUGUCUUCUACCUCAUCGGGUCGCUUGCGUCCGCCCUCUCCGGCAUCCUUGCGUAUGCGCUGUCACAGAUGAAUGGCCUGGGAGGCUACACCGGCUGGAGAUGGAUCUUCAUUAUGGAAGGAUCGAUCACGGUCCUCCUCGGCAUUGCUGGCUACUUCCUCAUCGUCCCAUUCCCGGACCAGGACGCCUGGAAGGCCAAAGGCUUCCUCACGCAACGAGAGGUGGAGUAUGUAAUGGCUACCGUGGAAGCAGACCGCGGUGACGCCAAAAGCGAGCCUUUCACUUUGGGAAGGUUCCUUCGACCGGCGCGAUCGAUCAAAGUCUGGGGGUUUGCCAUGAUGUUCUUGUGUACGACCACCAUGGCAUAUGCCAUCGCCUACUUCCUACCGAUUAUCCUGCGUGAUAGAAUGGGAUUUGACAUUGCCGCUUCGCAGUGCUUGGUGGCUCCUCCUUAUGCCUUCGGAGCGCUCAUCAUGUACUGCGAAUCCUGGUUGGGCGACAAGUACCAUGUCCGUGGUCCACAGAUCCUCACGAAUUGCGUCACUGGCAUCGUAGGCCUGGCAAUUUUGGGCUGGACAGACACCGUUGGCAGCCAGUACUUUGGCAUCUUCCUGCUCACCGGCGCCGUGCAGGCGAACAUCCCACAGGUCAUGGCCUACCAGGCCAACAACAUUCGAGGGCAGUGGACAAGAGCUUUCUGCAGCGCCACCUUGGUCGGCGGCGGCGGGAUUGGCGGCAUUGCCGGCUCGCUCAUCUUCAGGCCUCAAGAUGCGCCAGAAUACAUUCCCGGCCUUUGGGCAUGCAUUACGGCCUGCCUGAUCAUCGGCUCCAUUACCAUUGCUCUCGACCUAUGGUUCAUGCGUCAGAACAAGCGGGCGGCCGCGGGCGAGAUCGUUCUCGAGGGCGCUGAUUCUUCCUUCCGGUAUACGUUGUAA